AUGUUUUGUGCUGUUGUUGCGUGGCUUCUGUUCCUAUUGAUGCCGUUCUGCUGCCGCGAGGUAAGCGGCAAGACUAAGUGCGCCCAGGCAAUUGGCGUGCUCGACUGUCCGUCUGAUCCGAAGAAGGCAGCUGACGUUGAGGUGUAUCUGAUGGAUGACGACGGUUUUCUGAAUCCGGAUGACACAAUGGGAUGGACGACCAGCAACGAAAAAGGCGAAUUUACUGUUCAGGGUUGUGGAUAUGAUUUAUGGUCAUUGCCUGAACCAUACUUGAAAAUUUUACACUUCUGCGGCAGCAGCAGUGAGAAGGUCUUGAAAACGCCAGCUAAAUAUAUAUUCAGACCACACACUAUUGACUACGGUAUUAUCAGCUUGGAAGGAAAUUAA
This is a messenger RNA of Soboliphyme baturini, 387 nucleotides long. Lineage: Eukaryota; Metazoa; Nematoda; Enoplea; Dioctophymatida; Soboliphymatidae. The record is from the annotation of a GenBank genome assembly.